CUUCUUUAUAACCUUGACUUUUCUUGAAUAGAACUAUCUGGUGGCGAAUCAGGGGCUGAGCUUGACUUGACUAUGUAAAGAACCCUGAUUACAUACAUAGGAAACAGCUCUGCCUCUUUCCUUUCUCUGAAAUAAAUAAUGAUAGAAAUGGGUGAGGAAUCUAGGGAAAGUCUAAAUUGCCACACACACCCCGCCUUCCAAUGUUCUAAUAUUCAAUGUUGCAUGUGCACUAGUUACGUGCACGUAUCCAUACUACCUACAUACAUAGAUCUUCAAUGCUCCUAUGGACAUACAUGUAUGGAUUCCGAAUGGCCUGGGUUUUACAACUCCACAACUCCACAACUCCAUAUUUCUUUACACAUACACUAUGCAGUUCUCGUUGCUGGACCAUCCAACAUCAGCCUAACAUACCCAAGUAUCAACGGAAAACUGCCCAACUUCAAAUUAUUCGAUAACGCACACAUCUCUUACAGGUCAGAAAUAUCGUGGAAAUUUUUAAGGCAUCGCGGCUAUUCGAAUUCAGAAGCUUCUCCAAACAUUAAUCAUCCAUUAUCCAUCUGUUGUUCAUUAUACACCAUACACCACACUAGCAGACUAGUUGGGCCGCCGGGAAGUGUGGAUCUUUCUUAUUCCUCUAUUCCCUAUCGGCGGGCCGGACCGGACUCGAAAACUUCAUGUUACGAACAGGAAACAAGAGAGAUCCUCAUAAGAAGGUUACUCGCCCUUCUCUAGCGGUGACCACGGAAAACAGUCAAUGUAGCGAUGCUAGUGAGAGAUCCGCAGUCAGUCAUUCUACUGCACACAUCAACGAUGACGAUACAGGUAGCUCAGGGGCCAACUUCCCAUUCCUCGAACUCCCGUUUGAGUUACGUCUAGAGAUAUACGAGUAUCUUUUAUGCUCUCCGGAUGAUAUCAUAAUAUCUUCAGGACGUCGUCAGAUUUAUUGGUACCGCCCACAACUGCCUACGUGUGAGCUUCGCCGCCUCCCCCACCGAAAGCCACAUGUAGAGUUGCUACGUACCUGCAAGCAGGUAAAUUCAGAGGCAACUCCUAUCGUUUACAGGAAAAAUAAAUUCCUCGUAGUCUUGCCUUAUAUGGCACCAUUCUGCCCUACGAACUUCUUCCUGUGGAGUCUGCGGCGAUCGACCAUGUCCAAUGUGACCUCUAUCAUUUUCGUCUUUGCCUGUCGCGAUAAUUGUCCACUGUGGCUCGAUUUGUGUCCCAUCAUCAAAGGGGAGUUUAUGAACCUGAAGAAAUUUACUACAACGGGACCACAGCUAGUCAAAUUAUGCUUCCCGUAUUAUAGCCAGUCACAUUGGCUACCUCUAUCGAGCAGAAUACGGGGCGUGUAUGCUCACAUUCGUAUUGAAGCCUUCCAGGACAACACUGCAGUACUGAGGGGAUAUGACUGUGGCAGACAUAGGGAAAUGAUACCAGGAAGACCGGGCCGUAAGAAAGAAUUGGCACCGAUGAGAUUCUAGUUCUUAGAUUGCUCAAAUCUGUUUGGCUGCCUAAACCACACCCGCCAACACACUUAAUCUUGUUGCCCUACAUCUACGGUUUUGUUAUAUUUCGGCGCGGAUAGGGCGUGGGAAAAGCGAGCUCUGAGAAAUUUCUCAUGGUAGUGAGGGCAAUAAGAUACCUCCUGAGUAGCGCAAUUAGACUUUCAAAUAAAUAAGUUUUCACUGGGCGAAAA
Molecule: messenger RNA, 1696 nt
Organism: Daldinia decipiens
Lineage: Eukaryota; Fungi; Ascomycota; Sordariomycetes; Xylariales; Hypoxylaceae
Exons: 4
Coding region: 675-1481 (268 amino acids)
Source: RefSeq, a predicted model, not a curated record